UGCAAAGAGCCACUCUCACCGGGCUUUUCUUGGCAUUUGAACCUCCUCCUGAUGGGAGAAUCAUCACUGCAUGAGCACGUCUUCAUAAGCAAGCAUGAUCAACUUAUUUAUGAUGGUCCAUUGUGUGCCUCGAGUCCCCCUUUGUGUGUGCAGGCAAGAUGACCCUGGGAAUUGUUGGGGCGAGGCCACUCCGUUGGGCUCUUCUCCUGUUUUGCGUGGUGAGCUUGUGCAGCCGGCGAGGGUCUGCUGGCAACCAAAGCUCGCGAGGCGAGACGGGGUCGUCGAAGGAGAGGACAGGGACUUGCGAAGUGGUUGCGGCACAUCGUUGCUGCAACAAGAACAAGAUUGAAGAACGCUCUCAGACGGUCAAGUGUUCCUGUUUCCAAGGACAUGUCGCGGGGACAACAAGGGCACUGCCCUCUUGCGUUGAAGCCUCCAUCGUGCGUCAGAAGUGGUGGUGUCAGAUGAAGCCAUGCGUGGAAGGGGAGGAGUGCCGAGUACUUCCUGACCUGACUGGCUGGUCAUGCAUCUCUGGGAACAAAGUGAAGACCACCAAGGUGGCGCGGUAGCAAGGAACCUGCUUCGUCCAAUCAGAGCAAAGCCGCUCAACUCAAGUAAUUCUGGACCCUGAGGACUGAUGGUGCCACAAAGAAUACACUUCAUGGGUUAAACAGCAGCAACUUGUGAUUUGAACCUUUUUUUGUGUUCAGUUGCAUUUAGUCCUAUUGUGUGUACAAUCGAAAUAGAGAAAUGGCUCUUGUGAAUGUUUUGUGAAUUCCCUCAGUAGGGCAUAUGCUGAGCAUACAUGCAUUCAGUCAAGGGUGUGAGAUCGGCCUGUGGUCCCUGCUGAACAAAUGAAACUCUUUGUAUGUUCAGGAGGUGCAGCCAGUGGCCUGCAAAUCUCUCUGCUCAUCAAAAAAGCAAAAAUUCCAGGAAAUCUAUUUAUAAGUGUUUAUAAGAGUGAAAAACGGAAUGGACUCACUGUGCAUCCCGGUCAAGAGGUCAGAUCCCUUUUGAAUGAGAAGAUGUACUCUCCAAAACGUUGCACGCUUGGCACGCACACGCACGCACGCACGCGUGCUCGCACACACACACACACACACACACACACACACACACACACACACAAAGGGUGUGUUUUCGACGGCGGAUUGGACAGACCACCAGACAAGAAUGCAGCCAUUCCUGCGAUGCAAAACAAGGACCGUUUGAAAUGGUAAUCAUGUAGAGGAAAGCGACGAGGAGCUUCUUCACUGGUGAGGCUAUUUACAUCGCGCUUUUGUUUCUCUCACCAAACACUGUACUCCUGCAGAGGGGGUACCGCUUUUUGUAGUGGCCGCGAACUUUCAAGGUUUUUUGCCUGGGAGAAAAGUGGAGCCACAAACAAAACGUUUGGUGUGAUUACCACUUCAGCUUCUUGAUGAAUAAUAUUAGCAUUGCCUUUGUUGUACCUCUGGAGCCCAGCCACUGUAUGCUUGCCUUUAAUUUGUUAAUGAUGAUAAUUCACAGUACUUCCAAUACACUGAUGGCAAACUUUCGACUCAAUUUAUUAGAUUACACAUUUUGAUCAGCUUUUCAAAUAAAUACUUCAUUUAAUUAAUGCUGAAUCAUUUGAAACCGCUCUCCUCAAUGUCACUCCCUUGGUUGACGUUGAUUCAUCAGGUUUGGUGCACUUGUGAUUAUCAACGACUGCUACAAUGGCUACUUAUGCCCCCUUACUUACUUAUUCUCCUUUCACAACAGCAUUUAGAAUCUAUGCCUUUGUUACAUCUCAGCUAGAUGACUGUAACACCCUUUGUUUUGGAAUCAGCCAGUCCUCCCUCAAGCUUCUCCAGUUGGUCCAGAAUGCUGCUGCUUGCCUCUUACCUGGUGCUCAUAAGUGGGAGAACAUUACUCCAAUUCUGGCCUCAUUUCACCAGGUCCCUGUACAUUUUAGAGGUCAUUUUAAUAUUCUUGUAUUGGUCUUUAAAUCUUGAAAUGGUCUCAUCCCACUUCAGCUCUCUGAGCUCCUCUGCCUCUAUGUAAAUGCCUGGUGCCUCAGUUCAGCAGGUGUCGAUGUCAGGAGGACUACGGAGAUGGAGCUGUUUUCCCUUGCUGGUCCCUCCUGCUAAACGUUAUGCAAACACCCUCCCUAUCCAUCUUUAAAACUCAUAACAAGACACACUUUUAUCCUUUAGCUUUUGACUAUCAGGAGUUUCAAUACUUUAUUCUGUUUACUGUUUUGAUGUUAUUCAUUUAUGGUUUUACCGGUCUUUGUUUUUAUAUUUCUGAUUUUUACUGUAUGUACAGCACCUUGUAUGCCGCUGUGGUGGCAUGUAGAGUGGUCUAGAAAUAAAGUUCAGUUAUUUCACAAUG
Messenger RNA from Hippocampus comes (tiger tail seahorse), 2355 nucleotides. Its product is annotated as protein FAM19A4-like. The transcript has 4 exons. Bases 159 to 569 code for a protein of 136 amino acids. The record is from RefSeq and is a predicted model, not a curated record. Gene Ontology annotation, molecular function: receptor ligand activity. NCBI's taxonomy places the organism in Eukaryota, Metazoa, Chordata, Actinopteri, Syngnathiformes, Syngnathidae.